AUGACUGCUGAGGUUAUAAACUUCUCAGCGCUGGAGCAGGAGUUGCAGUCUGCUGUUGAAGCAGACAAGAAAUAUCAAAGAGAAAAUGAUGCAAAGUUUCGUGCUCUACACCAGAAGGUUGGAACUUAUGAGGAGUUUAGGUGAGAUAGCUAGGUUGAUUCUUUUUUAAUUUAAUAUCCUGCGCACUGUUGUUACACAAAUUAAUAGACAACAUAUGUACUGUAUGUUUUUUCAUCAUUAAAAAUAAUGUCCCAUUAGAAAUAAAAGGUUGUCUUGAAACAAUGAAGUCCAGACAGCAGACAGUUUUAUGGUUUGUUUUGACCUUCAGACCUCUCAGGGACAUAGUCCUGGCAUCCCACCUGAAACCACUGGACAGGAAGGAUAAAGCUGGAGCUCCUCGCAAACAGCUCUGGAAUGCCCUCGCCUCCACUGACAAAGGACAGAACCAGACUAGCUGUGAUGAAAUAGGCCUAAAGGUUAGACUUCUGCCACCACACACCAACACAAACAUCUCUCCAUUCUAAUAUCAGGGUUCUCCCUAAAGAAUGUAAGAGUGGUGCUGCGCCACCUUGUGGACUGGCUGUGCCACUGUAAUUUAAUUAUAUUUGUUAUAAUUUAAGGCCAGGCACCACACUAUAAUAGUUUUAUUUUUUCUAGAUUGCCAUACUCAGCAGCACCACCUUGUUAAAAAUCCUACGGAGAACCCUGGAUAUGGACUCCUAGUUUAAAUUAGACAAGUUGUAUUCAUAGUAUAUGGCAGGGAUGUUACCAAACAGGCAUGCAAAGCAUAUUAACGCAAUCUGACAAUCUCAUUAAAUUGGUAAUUGACACACAAUGUCUCCCGAAUGUUAUUUUAAGCCUCAGUUGUCAGAGUUCCAGCCCAAGACAGCGUCAGAGUUCAGCCGGGACUGGCGCAGGUUCGGCAGUGAAAACCCAGAGGAUAAAUACAGCCUCCUGCUCUCCCUAGGUGGAGAGGGCCUUCAGGACAUCUUCAGGGCUGAAGGUGGGGUUCGGCCUACUGGGGGAGUUCCUUGUGUUCCUAUCCAGUGGUCUCCAGCCAGGGGAUGAGGCUACGGUGAUAGGGGUCCUGGAGGGGCUGUCCAAGACCCCCAGGUUUGGCCUCAAUAUGUCCUUCCUGAGCCGGGCUGAGAGGGAGGCAUGUGGAGAGCUGUUUCAGAACCUGAGGAAAGCAUCAGCAGCAGGGAAUAGCAGUGUCAGAGGACCUGAAGGUGAUGUCAUUGUCCAUGGAAGUUAUGUGGAAGAGAUUAAAGAGGCACAUGAUGAUGAGGCAGAGACUCUGUGUCCAGGACCAGGACAGACCAGUGAGGCUGCCGGAGGAAGCAGUGAUACUGAAACUUUAAAUGGUAUAAUGCAGUUGUAUGGGGUUCAAACUGUCUCUCCUCCUCAGUAAGAAACAUUACACAAACCCAUAUUGGACUUAUUGUUUUCAGAAAUAACAAUGACUGUUACUAUACAUUAUAGAGCUUUAUGUGGUUGCAAAAACUUGAAUAUCAUUUGUUUGUUUGUUCUUUAUUCUGAAAUGUAUAAUAUGUAUAAGUUAUAUGAAGGACAAUGUUCACUACAAUGCAAUGCAGUGUCAGAGUGAAAUGACAAUAACUACCAUAGUAACCAGAGAAUCUGUUUGUGGAUCUCUGAACAUUCUAGAACACGUAAUGGCCCUUUCAUAGCAUAUCUAGAUAGACUAAGGAUAACUUGAAGAUGACAACGAUGGGGCUAAGGAACAUGAUGUUCCCUAUAAAACACCUGUCCCUACUGCUACUGCUACUCCUCCAGACCCUCUCUUUCUCCGUCCUGUCUGCCUAUGAGGCCCCUGAAGACAAGGAGGACAUUUUUGCCAGUAGGGCUUGUCCUGCCUUCCUUGUGUUUGACAACGCUGCCUAUUUGGCUGACAUGACCAUAGAGCUGCCCUGUCACUGUAAGCCUGAGGAGGCCCACUCUGUGGUGUGGUACUACCAAAAACAGCUGGGCAGCCCAGACACCAGGGCCCUCACUGACUUCCAGGGCACCUCUGUGGUAGACUCAUCCAAAGUGGGCCGGGGAGGGGACCUCCGGAGCAGGUUCUCCAUCCGCCUCUUCAGGCUGCUUAUCUUCAGAGCCCAGAAGGAAGACUCAGGCCACUACCUCUGUAGGACGACCAAGGGGGACUUAUUCUAUGGUUAUGACGUGGACGUCCAAGAGGCUUACAGGGUGUCCUUUCCCUGGAGUCGUGCCCAGAGAUGGGGGAGAGUAGCAGCAGUGGCGGCUAGGGCGGCUUCAAGAUCCAACCAGGAUCUUCCACUCUACCAGGUGUUCACCAGCUUCUGGCCGUGGUCCGUGUGCGACCGCUGUGGCGUCCAGGGUGAGCAGACCCGCGUAGGGCUCUGCUACGUGAAGACCAACUACCUCCACGUGCGCUACAGGCGGACAUCUCCGACGGUGGCCUCUUGCGGCUCGUCCGCUGUGCCCCAGUGCUUUGGCCUCACCCAAGCCAACCAUCAGGGGGCAGAGCUGGGGGUGCGGAGCUGCCAGGUCCCCUGCCCCCCCAGGUUCAUCCCCCAGCCAGAACACCAGGCCCUGCUGGAGUUCCUGGGCUACAACAAGCCAGCAGCUCCAGGAGUCCCUGUCUACUACCACAACCACCCAGUGGACACCCCACUCAUCCUCUCCUGCCCUGGGGCCAAACCUCAGCACGCGGUAGCCUGGGACCAAAGGCUCUAG
Messenger RNA from Coregonus sp. 'balchen', 2718 nucleotides. The record is from the annotation of a GenBank genome assembly. NCBI's taxonomy places the organism in Eukaryota, Metazoa, Chordata, Actinopteri, Salmoniformes, Salmonidae.